Molecule: messenger RNA, 1273 nt
Organism: Pelagomonas calceolata
Lineage: Eukaryota; Pelagophyceae; Pelagomonadales; Pelagomonadaceae
Source: the annotation of a GenBank genome assembly
GCUCGGCACGACGUUGGGCUGCUGCAGCCUCACAUACAUAACCACAGUACGUCUUCGUGUCCUCAAAGCUGCCUUUGACUGCCAGCUACCCGCUCGACACGAAAACGCGGCUCACGCGGGCGACGCGAUCGGCUAAACAGCCAUUUGUCUGCUGGCCGCUUCUUCUCUGAUUUCGCGCACGACCGCGCUGCGGUAAUACGUGAAAAGCAGCCAAGGAUGCGCCGCGACCGUGCUGAGUAGCCUGGCAGCGGAAACCGGCCCGUCCGGCGCUCAGCCGAUGAAAGCUGGUCGCGCCGAAUUAUCUCGACGACAGACUCGCCACGCAGGUCAACGAAAAGAAUGAAGCUCCACCUCAGCCUCCUCGCCCUGCCCGCCGCGACGCGGGCCCUCAUCCCGACGGGCUCCAAGCCCGUGCCGCCGCCGAUGCGCGUCGCGACGGCGGAGCUCUUCGAGUCCCAGGAGCCGCUCCUCGACACGCUGUCGAAGAAGCGCCGCCGCCGCCGCCGCGCGCCCGCCGCCGUCGACCUCGCGGGCGGCCUCGACGCGCUGCCCGCACGAAGCAGCGGCGAAGCAUCAUCGCGCCGCGGGCGCGCGCAGAUGCAGCGCCGCGACGACGCGCCGCUCACGACGAUGGGCCGCCGCGCGCGGCGCCUGCGUUUUGCUGGAGCCGCCCCGCUCCACGGCUGGGUGCCCGACGUGGCCCAGUUCUGCUACGGCUUACCUGGGGCCUUGGCGCCGAUGGGCGACUUCGAUCCUCUGAAGUUAUCGAAGCAGACGAUAAGCACGGUGCGGCGCUACCGCGAGGCCGAGGUCAUGCACGGCCGCGUGGCCAUGGUGGCCUUCGUCGGCUUUUUAGUUGGGGAGCACGGCGCGCACCAGGUCCUGGACGUGGAACCCUCCCUGACGCACGACGCUCUGCUCCUGAAGACGCCCGGCCUCCUGCUCGGUGCGCUCGCAACAGUAGUAGGCGUCUGCGAGGCCUACCGCGCGGCGCGCGGCUGGGUGACGCCCGAGUCGCCGGAGCAGGUCUGGGAGAUGCGCGACUCGUACUACCCCGGCGACAUCGGCUUCGAUCCUCUCCGAUUGGCGCCGGCCGACGCGUCGGGCUUCGCGACGAUGGCGACGAGGGAAUUGCAGCACGGGCGGCUCGCGAUGAUCGCGUUCAUGGGCCUCGUCGCGCAGGAGUACCAGACGCACGAGACCGUCUCGGACUCGCUCGCGAAGCUGCUCGCGUGAGGGUCGUUUUCCUCCCGGUGCGUAAGAGUGCUUCCAU